Bactrocera dorsalis (oriental fruit fly) is the source of this 789-nucleotide messenger RNA. RefSeq lists its product as uncharacterized. The transcript has 4 exons. The record is from RefSeq and is a predicted model, not a curated record. The coding region runs from base 298 to 777 and encodes 159 amino acids. Lineage: Eukaryota; Metazoa; Arthropoda; Insecta; Diptera; Tephritidae.
UAUUAAGUUAAGCGUUCAUUAAGCGUUAGAAUUAAUUCUAAUCUUAAAUUACUUCCUUUUGUUUUCCGUUCCAUUUCUAGAGAGAUGGAGAGAACAAGAAAGACCAGAAAGAGCGGUAUUUGCAUAUCAUCAGCGAUAUGAUAUGACUUUUGUUUAUAAGGGAAUAUCGCCGGCAUUUCACAACAGUCGCCUAAGUUGUCAGGCGCAGUGAAUAUCAAUUGAAUUACACUCCCACCUCUAGUGAAAUUCACAUAAAUAAAUUAAACUAAAUAAUAAUAAGUGUGAAAUACUGCGAAAAUGGUGGUAGAAAAGUUCUGUUGCUUUAGCUUGGAAUCCACAGCGAAAUUUUUCGGCGUGUGGGGUAUGAUUGGCGCAGUCCUUGAGAUUGUCAUUGAUAUAUUCAUCAUAGCUCAUGCAAAUGAAGUGUCCGCCUUUUUCCAAAAAUGUGGCUUAAAUAUAAGUGAAAGCGAUAUUCAACUAUUAUACAUUAUCUAUAUAGUCUUAGCUCUCAAUAGUGCUGCCGGAAGCUUUUGCCUGCUUUCGGGCGCAUCUGAGAAACGUCACAAUUUAGUUUUGGUUUGGUUGAUAUGUAGUGCUUUGGGAAUAGUGACUUCGAUUAUUUUGAUUUUCUUCACUGGUUUAUAUAGCGGUCUUAUAGGCUACGCAUUCAGUACUUAUCUGUGGAUUGCGAUGUACGCGCUUUAUAAGCGAAUCAAAUGGGAAGGACAAACGGGCUUUUCACUUCCAGCUGAGGAUGUGCCCAAACAAAUGGCCUAACUAAAAAUGAAA